Messenger RNA from Neurospora crassa OR74A, 792 nucleotides. RefSeq lists its product as hypothetical. The record is from RefSeq and is a predicted model, not a curated record. NCBI's taxonomy places the organism in Eukaryota, Fungi, Ascomycota, Sordariomycetes, Sordariales, Sordariaceae. The coding region runs from base 1 to 792 and encodes 263 amino acids. The transcript has 4 exons.
AUGCCUUGGGCCAACAUCAAGCGCUUCAUUCUCAUUCCUAUUACCUCUAUGGUUACCUCGCCACCACACUUUUCCAUCCAACUGAGUUCUCCGCGGCCUCCGCCCGAAAGAACGAUUCAGCGUCAAAUCCCCGCCGCACUUUCCGGCCCAGUUUUCGGCCCAGUGGAUAGUAAUGUUUGGGAAAUCAGCAGAAGGGAGGCUCUCCCACUGGAAUUCCAUCUCCUCCUCUUCGGCCUUACCCCUCUUGCGUUGAAGGCGUUGGAAAAGCUUCUCGACGGUGAUAUCCCUUCUGGGGUACCCAGUGACAGGGACAUGCUGGGGCGUCUUGACUCUGGUAGAGAUAGCAUUGGAACUAAAUACGGUGAAGUAGGAGUCCGCCUUUUGCCGGGCGUUCUUCCACUGCCCACUUUCAGCAUCGUAUACCGUAACGGUCCUGCCGUUCUUGUACACAUUGCGAGUCUCAUGGGCAAGCUGCCUGAUGACGACGCAAGUCAGCUUCAGGCGGUCCGCUACCUCGCGGCAAAUCUCUUCCGUAACGGCGAUAGGCACGUCGUUAUUCACGUAUCGUCGAUCCUUGGUCUGGUUGGGAUCGACGAUCCAGGAAACUCGAAUCUUUCUCUUUGGCACGAUACUAUUCAUGUAUCUGUACUUCCAUCUCUCUGUACCCUGAUCAUUGGUAGUGGAUUGAGGGUUCUGGAUACUCAUCAGUUCCUAUAUCUGAUGUGCGUGGAUGGUCACAUAAGGUCGGUUGCUUGUCUGGGCAGUUGUCCAGUCUGUUUUUCAGUUAUCUGA